Molecule: messenger RNA, 2916 nt
Organism: Liolophura sinensis
Lineage: Eukaryota; Metazoa; Mollusca; Polyplacophora; Chitonida; Chitonidae
Product: short transient receptor potential channel 7-like
Exons: 15
Coding region: 1-2916 (971 amino acids)
Biological process (GO): calcium ion transmembrane transport; single fertilization; regulation of cytosolic calcium ion concentration
Cellular component (GO): plasma membrane; cation channel complex
Molecular function (GO): store-operated calcium channel activity; inositol 1,4,5 trisphosphate binding; protein binding
Source: RefSeq, a predicted model, not a curated record
AUGGGAACCAGGAAAAACCCAAAUAUGAUGGGGAUUAUUUCUCGUUUGAAGGUGGAAAUGCCCGGGGGCAGAGCCCGUGGCCGGACGUUCCGGAGGGCCGGAUCCACAAGAGUCAGUUUUAUGUCUACCAACUCACAGGCCUCCAUCAAAACGCUAAGCGGCGUAGAGUCUGAAUUUCUCCAUUCUGCCGAAUUUGGAGACAUUCCCAGUGUGAAACGCAUGGUGGCAGAAAACCCGGAUCUUAAUGUGGACUGUAUUGACAUCUUGGGAAGGACAGCUCUCAAAUUAGCCGUGAAAAACGAACAUUUAGAGAUUGUAGAACUUUUGUUGGACAAAUCUAGCAUUAACCACAUAUACGAAGCGGCACUGCAGGCCAUCAGCGCUGGGCAUAUACAGAUUGCCGAGUGUAUCCUGAAACACAAACGCUACCUGGACCUCACCAGGGACAGAAGAAAAUUCGGUGCGACGGAUGACUUCUUUACCGCCUUGGAUCUGGACGAAUCCCAGUUUUCUCCGGACUUAACUCCCCUGAUUUUAGCGGCUCAGAAAAACCAAUAUGAAAUUGUGCAAUUGUUACUUCUCCGAGGAGAGAUAAUUCCCCGACCCCAUCGAUUCAACUGUCACUGCAAGGAGUGCUCUAACAAGAACGAGUUUGAUCAGCUGAGGCUGGCCAUUUCCCGCCUGAACGCUUAUCGAGGGUUGGCCAGCGAGGCAUACGUCUCUCUCAACAGUAAAGAUCCCAUACUAGCCGCCUUCGAACUGGCCUCGGAACUGCGCAGGUUAGCGCAUGUGGAGAAAUAUUUCAGAACGGAGUAUUAUCAGUUAGCCGACAACCUGAGUGACUAUGUUGUCAAGCUUCUGGACCGUGUCCGGACCCAUGAUGAGCUGGAGAUGGUCCUCAAUAAAGCUGGCAAAGGCGGCACAGAAUGCUUCAAUAGGCUUGCUCGCUUCAAGCUGGCCCUACGCUACGGAGAGAAAAAGUUUGUGGCUCACCCGGCCUGCCAGCAGCGAUUGGUGAAUAUUUGGUAUGCCGGCAUGAGGAAGCUAGAGCGGUCUAGCUGGCCACAGAGGUUCACGCUCAUGCUAGGAUUUGUCAUCCUCUAUCCUGUCCUGUUUCUCAUAUACCUCGUUGCCCCUGGUAGCAAGGCAGCGAGGAUGAUGAAGUAUCCGUGCGUCAAAUUCUUCAUUCACGCCGUCUCUUUCGUCACUUUCCUCGCCCUGAUCAUUACAUCUACCGCUGAGACGUCGUUCGGACCGAGAAUAAACCAGACGUUGGCCUUCCUUCACCCGGACGUCUAUUCGCAUUACGUCAAGUUUCGGAACGUCAGUGGUAUUAAGUAUUUCGACCCUGAUAUCACCUUAAGGCCAUUCAAGCCCACGAUAUUCCAGGUUCUUCUGGCGUUAUGGAUUGUAGGCUUCCUUUGUCAAGAGUGUAGCCAGUUGUACACAGACGGAGCUACCGCGUACAGGAAGUCUCUAUACAAUAUGCUGGACUACACCGUACUCUGCAUCUACACGGCGUCCUUCACACUGUUUGCUAUGAGCAUGAUCAAGGUUCACUUGUCCUUGGACUACUUGCGUCAUGCUAGUGACACGGAAUUCGAAGCAGAGAAAGAGUAUUAUUACACCUACUGGCUCAAUGCAGAUCGGUUCUACUGGAACUCAUUUGAUCCUAUCAACAUCGCUGAAGGAUUGUUCGCUAUCGGCAACAUUAUCAGCUUUUCUCGGAUAUCUUACUUGCUGCCUGCUAAUGAAACACUCGGUCCAAUGCAGAUUUCUCUUAGCAGAAUGAUCAAGGAUAUUUUGAAGUUCCUUGCUGUGUUUAACUUGGUGAUGGUAGCGUUUCUGGUGGGAUUGCACAACCUGUUCUGGUACUACAGCGCCAGCGACUCCAUUGAGACGGUCAACAAGAACAUUACUACUAAAGCUGAGAUCUACUUUGGGAACGUGGUGGACACAUUUCGGACGGUCUUCUGGUCACUGUUUGGCCGCGGAGAGCCGUCUGUGGUUCAGUUGAACGGAUAUGACAACACGUUGACGGAAGACAUUGGCUACAUCAUCUAUGGGGCGUACAAUGUGGCCAGCGUCACGGUGCUGCUUAAUAUGCUUAUCGCCAUGAUGACACGAUCCUUUGAGAAUAUUGCCGAAGACGCCGAUGUUGAGUGGAAGUUUGGACGCAGUCAACUUUACAUGGAUUAUAUUUCCCGGCAUUCCGUACUUCCGGUGCCUCUUAAUCUCCUCACGGUCCCGAAAGGAAUUGCUCACGUGAUCCGCGAUCUGUGUGGCUGUUGUUCAUGUUGUAGUUGCACUGGGGAGGAUGAAAUUGAUUCCACUCGCAUCAAAAUGCGCAGGAAUGGACACUCGAACGGCAAGGACAACAGUGCAUAUGAAACUUCAGUGAGUGAACACACAAUAUUUGACCCCAAAAGACUCUCCAACAAGGCUGACCAGGUGGACAUGAGGACUGGGCGAAUGAAAGAAGUGCUGACUUACGAGAAAGUGAUGCAAAGAGUAAUAAAACGGUACAUAUUUGAAUUGGAAAGAGAAGCGGAAGUGACAGAGGACGAUUUCGAGGAGAUUAAGCAAGAUAUUUCGAGCUUUAGAUACGAAAUGCUGAAUUUGUUGAAAGUACGGGAUGAGUUCAUUGGUGACGGUACGAAUAUGACGAAGAUCGCCCACAUGCUGCAGUGUCUUCGAGAGGACAUGUUUUCUCUAGUGAAAACCCAGGGGUCUCUGGGCCCCCAGGCCCUGUCUCGCGUCAAACCAAAUACCCCAUUAUCUGCCAUGUCGUCCCCGGCGCUGAGAAAGAGGAUUACGGAGGAAACACCGUCCUUUGACAUGGAAGACUCGACUGUCGACAACACUGUCCAAGAAACUGAAAAUCAGGCGAAACUGCAACGAGACCAUUCCAUGUAA